This is a messenger RNA of Girardinichthys multiradiatus, 975 nucleotides long. RefSeq names its product nucleolar protein 12-like. The transcript is spliced from 6 exons. The coding region runs from base 52 to 750 and encodes 232 amino acids. Gene Ontology annotation, cellular component: nucleolus. The record is from RefSeq and is a predicted model, not a curated record. Lineage: Eukaryota; Metazoa; Chordata; Actinopteri; Cyprinodontiformes; Goodeidae. Gene Ontology annotation, molecular function: RNA binding.
GACACAUUUGAAUGACGGACCGUUAGAAGUCCGGGAACUCACGUGUACAGCAUGAGAAACCAAAAACAUAACAAUGCCGCGUUAAAAAAGGCCAAAUUCAAGCCUGGUUCGAAGAAAAGAGAAAACAAAUGCGUCGUGAUGUUUGACGACAAAGACAGACAGGACUAUCUGACUGGUUUCCAUAAGCGAAAGCUAGAAAGGAGGAAAGCAGCGGUGGUAGAAUUAAAAAAGAAAAUAAAGGAAGAGCAGAACAGGGUCAGAGAAGAACGCCAUAAGGAAUAUGUGAAGAUGCUGAAGGAGAGGGAAGAAGCUCUUGCCGAUGCCGAAGAUGAGCUUGAAGAUGCAGUAAUCAGCACCACAGAGUCCGUUCAAUACGAUCACCCAAACCACACCGUUACCGUGACAACCAUUUGUGAUCUAGACCUCUCAGGACCUCACUUGCUCGGCCCAGCUGCAAGUGAUUCUGGUGGAGAGAAUGAGGACAAAGAUAAGGAGGAGCAAGUAAAAAGGCAUGCGAUGCCAAAAAAGCCAAGGGAUAUGAUCAUGAACAAAAAGAUCCGCUCCCUUACGACAGCGCUCAGCACAUGCACCAGCAAGCGGAAGAGGAAAGGGAAGCAGGAAGGUCGAGACAGACGAGGACGUCGGACAGACAAAAGACCUGGUGUCACAGAGGGUGUACACAGAGGUGGGAGGACCAGCAAGAAGCAGAGACGUAGACAGACGGGGAAGAAGAUGCAUCAUCUAGACUAAAAUAGUGUGUGUACAAAGCUAACGUAGGCUUCGUCCUCUGAAAUAAUGUGACAUUUUAUGUCAAAAUCGGCUUGUGAUUCUGUGUUUAAGCAGGAUGAUGAUGUUGAGCCCAUUUUCUAUUUUGAAGUUCUGUUUUUUUUAUAAUACACACAUCUUACUGUAUAUGUUUACAGUUUGAGUAAAGUAAAUAUGUCAUAUGUCAAAUAAAGUCUGUUCUGCCUGGGA